Rhodamnia argentea is the source of this 2768-nucleotide messenger RNA. Its product is annotated as pentatricopeptide repeat-containing protein At3g09650, chloroplastic. The record is from RefSeq and is a predicted model, not a curated record. NCBI's taxonomy places the organism in Eukaryota, Viridiplantae, Streptophyta, Magnoliopsida, Myrtales, Myrtaceae. Gene Ontology annotation, molecular function: protein binding.
GAGAACGAGGGGACAGAAUAUGCUCGACGUUGUCCAUCCCUCUUCCACUCGAGCAAUUCUAUCCUACACUUGGAGUAGCCGUGUUAGUCCAUCUCAACCAUUGGAUGAUGCUGGUCGGAAAGGGGGCCCACAUAAUCUAACGAUAUAAAUUGGAAGGGCUCACGUGUUUACCGUACAGCGCGCAAGUAAGAACUCUGUCUCUCUCUGUCAUUAUCCUCUCCACCUUCUUCGUCCCUCCAUCUUCACUACUCUCAGAGGAGCAGAAGAGAAGGAGAAGAGUUCAGACACUCUUCAAGGAUUCCUCCGUCGAUGGACCAGUGAUGAACCCUCUAUCACUUCCCACUUCCUCCUCUUCACCGACCCCCACUCCGUUUCCACUUUCCCGCUCACUUUCUCUCCACCGCGUCUCUCCGCCGCCUCCCUCCAACACGACCUCCCCCACCACCGCCCAACCCAAGUGGCCAUCUUGCGCCCACGGCACAGUCGACACGCGAGACCUCUCUCUCUCCUCCCCGGCCGCCACCACUCUCGCUCCUCCGAAACCGUACUCUCAAGACGCCAAGCUCCUGACCCUCCUUCGCCAGAGGAAGACGGAGGCAGCCUGGGUUGCGUACACGCAGUCCGCCCACCUCCCCAAUCCCACCUGCCUCAGCCGCCUGGUGUCGCAGCUGUCCUACCAGAAGACCCUCGAGGGACUCACGCGCGCCCAGUCCAUCCUCACGCGCCUCCGCGAUGAGCGCCAGCUCCGCCGCCUCGACGCCAACUCCCUCGGCCUCCUCGCCGUGGCCGCCGCGAAGGCGGGCCAGACCCUCUACGCCUCCUCCGUUGUCAAGUCCAUGCUCCGCUCCGGCUACCUCCCCCACGUUAAGGCCUGGAGCGCCGUCGUCAGCCGCCUCUCCGCGUCCGGCGACGACGGCCCAGCGGAGGCGCUCAGGCUCUUCGAGGCCGUGACGCGGCGGCUUCGUAAAGUCGCCGACCCUGCUGUGGUGGCUGACUCGAGGCCCGACACGGCCGCGUUCAAUGCGGCGCUCAACGCGUGCGCCAACUUGGGCGACACAGGGAAAUUCUCGCAACUGUUCGAUGAAAUGCCCGAGUUCGGAGCUGAGCCUGAUGCGUUGACUUAUAACGUGAUGAUUAAGUUGUGUGCUAGAGUAGAUAGGAAGGACUUGCUUGUGUGUGUGUUGGAGAUGAUUCUUUUGAAGGGAAUUCCAUUGUGCAUGACUACGUUGAAUUCACUCGUCGCUGCCUAUGUUGGUUUUGGCGACUUGGAUACUGCAGGGAAGAUAGUGCAGGCUAUGAGAGAAGGAAGGAGAGAUCUUUGCAAGAUUCUGAGGGAUGCCAAUAUGGAAGAUUUGAGUGAUGAGGAGGAAGAUGAAGAUGAAUAUGAACAAGUAUUGAAGACAAUAGAUUUGGUUAGAGAUGAUGGUGAAAUCGUUGUGUUUGCGAAGUUGCUUCCAAAUUCAAUCCAACCGAAUUCAGGCGACCCUCCAUUGUUGCCGAAUUCAUACGCUCCCAAUUCCAGAAUAUACACUACCCUAAUGAAGGGAUAUAUGAGGACGGGACGUGUGAAGGACACAGUCCGGAUGCUAGAGGCAAUGCAGCAUGAGGAAGACAGCUCUAGGCAUCCAGACCACAUCUCAUACACUACUGUCAUUUCUGCGCAAGUGAAGGCCGGGUCGAUGGAUCAAGCACGUCGGGUGCUUGCUGAGAUGAAAAGAAUUGGUGUUCCUGCAAAUAGGAUCACCUACAACAUAAUCUUGAAGGGCUACUGCCAGCAACUGCAGAUGGACAAGGCCAAGGAGUUGAUCAAAGAAAUGGCCAGCGACGCGGAGGUACGGCCUGAUGUGGUAUCAUACAAUACCUUGAUCGACGGAUGUAUACUAAUUGAUGACAGCACGGGGGCGCUCAAAUUCUUCAACGAGAUGCGAGCGAGAGGGAUUGCCCCAACCAAGAUCAGUUACACUACAUUGAUGAAAGCAUUUGCCUCAUCUGGGCAACCGAAGCUGGCGCACAAGGUGUUCGACGAGAUGAUCCAAGAUCCAAGAGUGAAACCCGAUGCAGCAGCUUGGAACAUGCUGGUGGAAGGGUAUUGCAAACUUGGGUUGGUUGAAGAAGCGAAGAAGGUUGUUCAGAGGAUGAAAGAGAACGGGGCAUACCCCGAUGUCGCCACUUACGGUAGUCUUGCCAGUGGCAUUGCCUUGGCCAGGAAACCCGGAGAGGCCCUUUUGCUCUGGAAUGAGAUAAAGGAAAGGUGUCGAGCGAGUAAAAAAUGCGAGAAACCUGAUACUUCGCCGUCUCUCCCGCCGUUGAAACCGGAUGAGGGCCUUUUGGAUGCCCUCGCCGACAUAUGCGUGAGGGCCGCUUUCUUCAGGAAGGCCUUGGAGAUCGUGGCGUGCAUGGAAGAGAAUGGGAUCUCACCUAACAAGACCAAGUACAAGAGGAUUUAUGUGGAGAUGCAUUCGAGAAUGUUCACCAGCAAGCACGCUUCUCAGGCCAGGCAAGCCAGGAGGGUGGAGCGGAAGAGAGCGGCCGAGGCGUUCAAGUUCUGGGUGGGCCUGCCGAACUCGUAUUACGCGAGCGAGUGGCAUUUUGGAUCCGAUUAAAGGCGAAUUAAAGAUAUUUACCGGGGAAGAUAGUCGAUGGUAGUCUGAACUGAAGUGUAUAGUUGGUUAGUGUAAACACAGAGUGACAUUGGAAAUUGUAUGCAUAUCGUUGUAAUUUCCUGUACAAUGAAAAGCUCAAACAACAAAAUUGCAGUGUGAUUGAUA